Messenger RNA from Caenorhabditis briggsae, 1290 nucleotides. Lineage: Eukaryota; Metazoa; Nematoda; Chromadorea; Rhabditida; Rhabditidae. The transcript is spliced from 7 exons. Bases 1 to 1290 code for a protein of 429 amino acids. The record is from RefSeq and is a predicted model, not a curated record.
AUGAAAAAUCUCAUGCUUCUUGUCCUUCUAUCCACAUGGAUUUGUGUCUCGCAGAGUGAGCUAAUUUGCUCCAAUGGAUUCAAAUUAAUGCCAAAUGGAAAGUGCUGGGGACUUGUAGGGCAACAGAAAAACUAUGACGAUGCAAAUGAUAUGUGUCGAAAAACGGAUGGAUCGGUCAUGGUGCAAUUGAAGGAUGAAACUGAUAACGUGCAAAUGGGCAGUUUUCUAUCUCCCACUAGAUAUUGGAAUGUCUAUUUGGGAAUGAGAUGGGAACUUCAAUGGGAUGAUAUGACGCUGCUUAAAAAUUAUAGCAGAUAUACCCCUGACUGCGGUCAAAACUGUGGUAUCAUCUACAACAACAGUUGCUAUAGAGUUUUCGAUCAAAAAAAGACAUUUGACAGUGCCCAGAGCGUAUGUGAACUCUACAAGAGCAAUUUAGUAUCCAUUAAUUACUAUGACGAGUUUCGAUUGGUGGCAACGAAAUACGGAAAAGCUGGAGCGUAUUGGAUUGGAGGAAAAAUGCACAGUGACUUAACCAUUGAUUGGAAUGAUGGAUCGAAAGGCGAGUAUGAUGAGGGAAUAUCGUUCUGGGAUGGAAGGUGUCUGCUGUUUAAUGUCCUUGACAAUGGAAUCGGAUCGACGUUCCAGUCGAAUGGAUUCGAAAAUUCGGACUUCUCGAUCAACGGCCGUAAUCGGAGCUGUAUUGAAAGAGAUGAGGACCGCUUCCUGCCCCGGGAUGAACGCCACGUCAAAGCCGAUGCUCACCUUUGGGAUUGGCAAUGUGGAUAUUGUGACAUAUGCGGGAGAGCAAUGGCUACCGUAAUCAAAGGACGCUGCGCGGAUUUCAAUGGAAAUAUCUUGACACGAUUUGCGAUGGAUUUUUUCUACUGUUUUGGAGGAGAUUCAACGAUUUUGCUGAUUUUGGAAUGGAUUUUCGGGAAUUUGCUUUCCGAAGACUCAACGCAACCAAUGAACUCUGAUUCUAUCGAGAAGACUGGAACAAAAUCUGAAGAAAUAAUUGAGCCAGAAAAUAUAGGAAAAGUUGAUAAAAAGUUGCAAAAGGAACUCGAAAAGCUGGAAAAAACACAGUGUUCCUAUUUGACCAGUCCGGAUGACACUCUCAAAAACAUCUCCUCGAUUCAAUUUGAAUCUCAAAUUUCUCAAAUUCAACGGAAAAAGAAGCAACGAGAAUCAAAAGAGAGUUCAGCGGAAUCUCAGGAUGGCACACUUGUGGAACCCAAAUCCAACGAGCUCUAUAUUCAAGACAUUCCGGAAAGAGUUAUGCAAUGA